This is a messenger RNA of Dermatophagoides farinae (American house dust mite), 6419 nucleotides long. The record is from RefSeq and is a predicted model, not a curated record. NCBI's taxonomy places the organism in Eukaryota, Metazoa, Arthropoda, Arachnida, Sarcoptiformes, Pyroglyphidae.
UACAUGCAUUCCGCUGAAUUGGCAAUGUGAUGGUGAACCUGAUUGUCCGGAUUCUUCCGAUGAAAUCGGAUGCGAAAAACCAAAUUGUUCAUCAAGCAAAGAAUUUAGCUGUGUAACCAUAUCAAAAUGUAUCAAUAAAGAAUUAUUUUGCAAUCAAUUUGAUGACUGUGGUGAUAAUUCAGAUGAAAUCGAUUGUAUGGCAAGAGAAUGUGAUAUUGAAAACGAAACACGUUGCGAUAAUGGCCGAUGUAUACCAAGUGAAUGGCUUUGUGAUCAUUAUGAUGAUUGUGGUGAUCUAAGUGAUGAAAGAUGCAUUGAUCCUUGUUCGCCGGAAGAAUUUCGUUGUCAAUCUGGCCAAUGUAUUCCAUUAAUCUAUCAAUGUAAUAAUAAAACCGAUUGUCCGGAUAUGUCUGAUGAAUUUGAUUGCCAUUAUCGUACGAUAUCAUCACAAUCAUUGCCAAACGAUACGUAUGGAUCAUCAAAAAUAACCAUAUUAAAUGUGAAUAAAAAUCAAAAUAAAACACAAGAAAUUGAUGGUGGUGGUGGUGGUGCCAAUAAUAAUCUACUAGUAGUAGCCAAAUGUCCAAACGGACAAUUCAUGUGCCAUAAUGGUCUUUGCAUUUCCGAAUUAUAUCAUUGUGACAAUGAUAAUGAUUGUGGUGAUUGGUCGGAUGAAAAAAAUUGUGAUGGCCAUUUCAAGUGUCGUGUUACUGAAUUUCCAUGCCAGAAUGGACAAUGUAUAAAUCAAGAUUGGCGUUGUGAUGGUGAUUUUGAUUGUGAAGAUUUUUCUGAUGAAUCCAAUUGUCCAAGUCAAUCAUGUACAAAACAAGAAUUCCGUUGUCGAUCAGGCCAAUGUAUUCGAAAUAGUCUCCGUUGUGAUGGUGACAAAGAUUGUUAUGAUAAUAGUGAUGAAGAAGGAUGUUUAGAUAAUUUAGAAUGCACUAGUGGUAAUUUCCGUUGCCGUGAUGGAACAUGCAUCAGCUUAACAAAUGUCUGUGAUGGUGCUCCGAAUUGUCCGGAUGGUUCAGAUGAAGAUACAAAUUCGACGUGCAUUGCAAACAUUAUGGCUUGUCAUGAAAGUGGCUUUCCAUGUCAACAUAUUUGUGUUGCAACCACUACCGGACAUUAUUGUGCCUGUAAAGAAGGCUACCGUAAAGCUAGUGAUGGACGAUCAUGUAUUGACAUUGAUGAAUGUUUGGUCGGUAGCCUUCGAUCGGAUUAUUUAGAACAUUAUGUCAAUUUUCGCUUCACUGAUCAUCAUCAUCAUCAUCAUCCCGAACAUCAACACCAUCGUAAUCAAGCGUUGACACUGCCAAAUAUACAAGUGUGUUCACAAAAAUGUGAAAAUUCUGUUCCAGGAUUUCAAUGUUCAUGUGCCAAUGGAUAUCGACUACGGGUCGAUAAACGACGAUGUAAAGCCAUUCAAGCGCCUGAACCAAUUUUGUUUGUCGCAAAUUUUAAUAACUUAAGAGCUUUAAUUCUAGAUUCAACUAUUCUAGUCAAUAAUUAUUAUGCGCCAUUAUCAUUUAAUAGACUUUAUUCUGAAAUCGAUUCUAUAGACUCACUGUCUAUAGAUUCAUUGAAUUCAGAACUCAUUUACAACGAUUAUCAUUAUAAGAAAAAUCUUUAUUUUUGGACCAAUUCAAAAACAAGAAAAAUUUUUAGUGCCUUUGUUGAGAUCAAUCCAAAAGAUCUUAUUGCUUCAAAUCAUUCUUCCGUCAAUCACCAGCUGCCUUCCCCAUUAUUGCCGAUUAGGCUUCAGAAUGUGAAACCCAUAAUAGAAACCGGCAUUGUUGAACCAAAUAGUAUUGCUGUCGAUUGGAUCAACGAUAGAAUUUAUUGGACCGAUUCUGGUGCUUCAAGAAUCGAAUAUUGCAAUCUGGAUGGUUCAAAUCGUAAAGUAAUGUUUGCCCAUUCGGUGGAGAAACCGAAAUCUAUUGCCAUAAAUCCUGAUAAGAAAUCCAUCUAUUGGAGUGAUUGGGGCCAACCUGUACGUAUUGAAAGUUCGUUUAUGGAUGGUUCCGCCAGACAAAUUAUUAUAAGUGCUUUGCUUAUGAACCCUACUGGCCUUACGAUCGAUUACCCAGCCAACAAACUUUAUUGGAUAGAUAUCAAACAAAAUUUGAUUGAAUGUUCGAAUUUGGAUGGUUCCAAUCGUUAUACCAUAGUACAUGAUGAAGUACAGUAUCCUAUUACAUUGACCAUAUUCGAAGAUAAUCUUUAUUGGACUGGUCUUAAAUCAACAAAAAUUAAUAUUGUCAACAAACUGAGUGGAAAGCUUAUAUCUACAAUAGAGACGAGCCAUGACAAUUCUACUAAUGACCAAUUGAAUAUUAAUGUCAAAGUAUUUCAUCCAUUACGACAGCCAGAUAUCGAAUUUAAUAUUUGCCAUUCACAUACUUGUUCAGACAUUUGUUUGCCUAACAAUAAUUCUUAUCGUUGUCUUUGUCCAUUCGGAUUCAGUUUCAGAGAUGAAAACAGCAAAAAAUGUAAGAAAGAUUCCGAUUCAUUGUUGCUGUUUACUCGUCGAAAUGAAAUUCGAGCCAUAAAUCUCUCGAAGCGUAAAUUAAUGAUUGAACAAAAUAAUCCAUAUGAAGAAUUUAAUCUGGAUUAUGUUCUUCCUAUUCUUCGCAUUUCUUUUGUUGUUUCCAUGGAUUAUGAUUGGUCAACAUCAACCAUAUUUUGGUCCGAUCUACUUAAUAAAUCUAUCAAUAGUGCUCAUUGGACUGGCCAACAUCAAAAAGUCAUUAUUAGCUCUUCAUUGGAAGCGCCAUCAGGAAUCGCUUAUGAUUGGAUCACAAAAAAUAUUUAUUGGGUCGACACAGGACGUAAUGUAAUUGAAGUGUCUAAAAACAAUGGUUCAUUUCGUUCACUUGUUAUAUGGCAAUCAUUAGAUCAGCCUCGGGAUAUUGUUCUAGACCCACAAACAGCUCUAAUGUUUUGGUCCCAAUGGAAUAAUCAUACUGCAAAUAUUGAAAGAUCCGGAAUGGAUGGUUCAUUUCGUAUGAAGAUUCAUUCAACCAAUCUAACAAGACCGCAUGGAUUAGCUAUUGACUAUGCAAGUAAGCGUCUUUAUUGGACGGAUUCUAGUAAAUCACGAAUUGAAUACUCUUUUUAUGAUGGAUCCGAACGACGUACUCUUUAUUCAGCAAAUAUUCGUCAGCCUUUCGCUGUAGCAAUAAAAAAUGAUUUGGUUUAUUGGUCAGAUCUACAUUUUAGAAAUAUACAACAAGCUAACAAAAUCACCGGACGUAUGAGUAGCAUUGUGGCCGAAAAUCUUGACAAUCUAAUGGAUAUGAUCAUAUUUCAAUACAACCAUAGUACAUCUCGAGAUGAUUUUCGUAACUCGAUUAGAAAUAUUUGUCAUAGAUCUAAAUGUUCACAUUUAUGUGUUUUGUCAUCCAAUCAGCCUGGCUAUAAAUGUCUUUGUCCUAUCGGAAUACGGCUAUUUUCCGAUAACAUUACUUGUGCAUCAGAUAUGCAAAAAUAUUUGAUCAUGACAACACGUAACGAUAUUAAACGUAUAUCUCUUGAUACAGAAUAUCGUUUUGAUGUACGUUUACCACUCAAUCAAAGACUAUCCAAUGCUUUUGUUUUAGAUGUCCAUUUUCAAUCCGAUACUGUGUACUGGUCAGAUACUAACGAAAAUGUCAUUUAUAAAUCGAAUAUUCGGAAUGGAGAAAUUCAAAAAAUACUAAAUUACGGUCUUAGUGGCGUUAAUGGUUUGGCUAUCGAUAAUGUUGGCCAUAAAAUUUAUUGGACUGAUGCCGGUCGAAAACGAAUCGAAGUAGCUAAUUUAAAUGGAAUGUUUCGAAAAGUUUUGCUAAGUAAAGAUCUUGAUUCUCCUCGUGCUAUUGCUCUCAAUAGUAAAAGUGGUCACAUGGUUUGGGCAGAUUGGGGAUCACAAGUACGAAUUGAACGUGCCGAUAUGGAUGGAAAACGACGAGCAUUGAUUGUGAAUGAAAAUCUUGGCUGGCCAAAUGGAAUCACUUUUACCAAAUAUGGUCGAAUCAUAUGGACAGAUUCAAAAACUCAUACGAUCGAGAUGGUCGAUUUGAAUGGCAGUAAUCGGCGAACCCUAAUCAAAGAUUUACCAUCACCAUAUGGUAUUACCAUUAUGGAUGAUUACAUUUAUUGGACUGAUUGGCAAACAAAAUCAGUUAAUCGACUAUAUCUAAGUUCUGAUUAUGAAUCAUAUGUAUCUGCUCAAAUGAAUUCUAAAAUGGAGAUGGUUUCAAAAUCAUUGAACAAUUUGGUUGACAUUGUUGCUGUGAAUAAAGUUCCAGAUGUAUCAAUUCUAUCUAAUAAUCAUCAUAUGAAAACGAUAUGCCGUGAAAAUAAUAAUUGUUCACAUUUGUGCCUUCUGAAUAGUGACCCCGGUUAUUCUUGUCAUUGCCCUUCUGGUGUUGUCCUGUUAGAUGAUUUGACAACUUGUAAAUCAGAAAUAAGUGAACAAAUAUUGAUUGGCUGUGAAAACAAUAUUAGACGUCUUUCAUUAGACAUUGAAGAUUGGAUCGAUAUUUAUUUGCCAAUCAAUAACCUAAUUGAUGUCGUAUCGUUUGAUUUUCAUUAUCGUCACGGGCAAAUUUUUUAUGCUGAUUCUCAAACAAAUGAGAUACGAUCAUUGAAAAUUGUUUCAGGAAAAAAUCUAAGCCAAUUAGCUGAAGCAAGUUUAUUGAAAACAAUAACUAUUAUCACUAGUGAUAAUAAUAGAAAAAUAACAAGCAUCGCUGUCGAUUGGAUCGCUGAUAAUAUUUAUUGGAGCGAUCAAGAACGUCAUAUAAUCGAAGUGGCCAGAAUUGAUGGUUCUUCACGAAAAAUAUUGAUCGAUCUUGAUUUAGAUGAGCCAAAAUGUCUAGAAGUGAUGCCUAAUUCAGGUUUUCUUUUCUGGAUCAAUGGUGGCAAUAAUCAAAAAAUUGAAAGAGCUUUUUUAGACGGUAGUUCUCGAAUCAAAUUGAUUGAUUCAAAUAUUGGAUUAGUUAAUGGAUUGGCUGUUGAUGAUGGAAUUGAAAAUCAUGAUAGAACGCCUCGUAUCUAUUGGAGUGAUGAAGUGUUGAAAAGAAUCGAAACAGCCAUUGUCGAUGGCACUCAACGAAGAAUCAUAAUUGCUUCAGGAUUGACAUUACCAUUCAGUAUUACAGUAUUGGGUGAUUAUAUCUAUUGGUCGGAUCUUUAUCAUAAAGUUGUCGAAAGAGCAAAUCGUUGGACGGGUUUCAAUUAUGAUUUAAUUAGCGAUAAUAUUGAAAACAUCAAACAGAUCAGAGCGGUUGCUGAAUCAAAGCAAAAAAUAGAUUUUUAUUGGGAAGAAAAUCCCGAUAAUCCAAAUAUACCACAUUCAAAUCCAUGUGCCCAACAGAAUGGACAAUGUAGCCAUCUUUGUCUUUUUCGUUCACAUGGAUACAUAUGUGCAUGUCCUUUGAUUAUUGAUACACCAUGUUCGACUGUUCCUGGACAGACUAAUAAUUUAACAUCAACAAAAACAUUUGAUAUACAAACAUCAGAUUGGAAUCCAGAUAUUGAUGUUCAACAAAAUUUAGAUGUUAUUGUGAAUACUACACAAAAAACUAUUGUCGUUGAAUCGAAUGAAUUUUCCAUCAAUAUUGAAUCGAAUGAAAAAACCAAUCCAUUGAAUGAUAGCAGUCUGAUUGAUGAAAUUGACAAUCAUGUUGUAAAUCAAUCCUGUAUAUUGAAUCUAUACAAUUACAAUAUACCUAUGGUCAAUAUUUCUGAAUGUAUUACAUCGACAUUCAAUUUUUCCGGAGAUUUUUUACAAGUUGCCUGCAAAGUUUUAUUGAUUGUUUUACUUUAGUUAUUGUUUGUAUCAUCAUAAUGUUUUUAUUUAAACGAAAAUUACGAAAAACAGAUAGAUACAAACAUCACCACCAAAACCAUCAUCAUCGAUCGAACAAUGUUCAUAAUGAUUUUAAUAAUAAACGAAUUGAACAUCAUAAUACAUCAUUACCGCCACCACCACCACCACCGACGACGGCGACAACGGCGCUAUUGUCAUCACAGCCACGAAUUUUGGAUGAAAUUUUUCCACCAAUCUAUAGUGAUUAUAGUAACAAUAUGAAUAUGAAUAUGACACCCGUAGUCAAUGUUCAAUCAAAAUUAUCAUCAAACAUUAAAACUAUUAGAAUUAAUGAUGAUCCUUUUAGAUCUCAGCAUUUUAUCUAUGGCGAUGAUGAUGGUGAUGGUAUUCGUAUGGAAAAUCCUGUCAAUCAAUAUCCACCAACCAUUCAAUUUAAUCGAAAAUUAAUUAAUUUUCAAAAAUGAAUUAUUUGUAAUCUAAUUACUGAUAACUGCCAAUAAUAAUUUUGUGCGUUAUUUUAAUGAAUAAAUUUUUUUUUUUUUUUUUUUAAUUUCAAAGUUUCAAUUCUGACUGAUAGAUGGCGAAUUUUUCCACAUUUGGGCAUUUU